CUCACCUUCCAUAUGCGAUCCACCUAAUCGCUAUCACGAUAAAGAUUACUUUCCAUCUUCAUCCCCUUGAUCGUUCCGAUCCUCUAGGCCCCCACAUCGAUAUUUCCAUUAGGCAUUAAGAACAAGGCGAGAUGUUUCUUGACUUAAAUCUAGUAUCCUCAAGUUUACUACUUACUAUCUUUGAUUUCACUCCCCGGUAUGGCUGGAACUAGUAGACUCUUUGAUUACUUUCACUCCGAAUUCCAUUCUGAUCUUAACUACUAUAUAUUUGUAGCCGCCCGACCGUCCCUUGUUACAUACAGUAGGGUAUUGUCGUUCAAUGAACUGGUUAUCUCUUAUUGUUCUUGUGGCGACUCUCCAGACUGCCAGGUAAGUGAGAUUAACCUCGGUUUCUCAUCUUAUCGGGAUCUUAUCUGGAAUGUUAUAUUUCUGUAUUAUCUUAUCUCUGCAGAACAUGUCCUGCGAUCGCAAUUUGAAACCACACGGAGAACCGGGACAAAAAGGGUGGGCGCUACUGCAAAUACUGCCUGGUUGAGUCACAUGGUACGAGAAAUGACGGCAGAUCCACCGACAGAGGAAAUACCACGGUCUUCCAGAACAAGAAGGCCGAUGUUGUUCGUACGCAAACUCGACACGGAUAUAAGGUCGAGGACUAGAGCAUCACGAUUCUGGAAAUCAUCGUGACAAACGUAUAGACUUUACCAGCUACAAGAGAUUCACUGGGCAUGUAUAGUCAAGGAGACUCCGGUAGAACAUUAUUAACUAGACAGCCUUCAACAGAUGGCCGGGUGGGACAGUAAAGCUCAGCCAAUGGAGUGGUCAUAUGUUCGAGAGGAAGUGCUCCCGAUCAGAUCAUCCAGAGGACAUGGGGAAAAGUCGGAAU
Messenger RNA from Aspergillus sclerotioniger CBS 115572, 883 nucleotides. RefSeq lists its product as uncharacterized. The record is from RefSeq and is a predicted model, not a curated record. The transcript has a single exon. The coding region runs from base 199 to 684 and encodes 161 amino acids. Lineage: Eukaryota; Fungi; Ascomycota; Eurotiomycetes; Eurotiales; Aspergillaceae.